Molecule: messenger RNA, 1392 nt
Organism: Naegleria gruberi
Lineage: Eukaryota; Heterolobosea; Eutetramitea; Acrasida; Naegleriidae
Exons: 1
Coding region: 1-1392 (463 amino acids)
Biological process (GO): signal transduction
Cellular component (GO): membrane; endosome
Molecular function (GO): clathrin binding; ubiquitin binding; phosphatidylinositol binding
Source: RefSeq, a predicted model, not a curated record
AUGAGUAAUAAUCCUCUUCAAGGUUUAGUGUAUAGAGCAACUGAUUCUAAAAAUCCGACUGAUGAUUGGGAUUCAAUAAUGCAAUUAUCUGAUUUAUUAUGUCAAAAUCCUGAUGAAAAUACAAAAUUAAUUCUUCCUUUGCUUAAUGGUCGUCUUCGAGAUACAAACAGUGCAACUGUUUUAUAUUCAUUAACUCUUGCAGAUGCUCUCAUGAAGAAUACUAGUGAUUUUGUUAAACAACAAUUCCUAAGAUCUGAUUUUCUUACAAUUAUUAAUAAUUUAUCAACUAGAUCAAGUGAUCAACAAGUUAGACAAAAAGCAACUGAAGUUAUGAAUGAAAAUCAAAUUCCACAAGCAUCACAAACUAUUCAACAACAAUCACCCCCUGUGAGUCAACCAAGAACAGUUCCUCAACCAAUGCCAGUUUCUCAACCACUUUCGACCAAUACAAAACGUUCAACUACUAGAAAACUUGCAACCUAUCAAGAAAAGAUGGAUAAUGAUUUGAAUGUCGUUAGAGAAAAUGUUGCUUUAUUGAAUGAAUUGGUUACUGCUUCUUCAUCUCCUGGCGAAUUAAGACAAGAUGAUACUGCAGCUCAAUUAAGAGCUAAUUGUGAAGAAAUGAGUAGAAGAAUUAUUGGACUUAUUGAAAUGAUUCCAGAGGAACAAGUUCUUUUAAAAUUAUUGGAAGUUCAUGAAAAUUUAAACAAUUCAACACAAAGAUAUGAUAAAUUCAUGACAUCUGGCCAAAAGGAAGCAGUUAAGCUUGCUAGUCCAACAACUGGUAAUAAUUCAUCUGCACCUCCUCUUUCUCCUCAAGUUUCUCAAGGAUUUGGAGCAUUAGCAAAUAGAAAUAAUCAACCAAAUGUAAAUAGAAAUCCACCAACCAAACCAAAUAAUGGAGCAUUAUCAUUGGAUGAUUUUCUUGGAACAAAUAGUACUCCUAUUCAACCACAAUCUAAUCCUACUCCUGUUGUCAAUCCUAAUGUUAACUCAAAUCAAAGGACACCAUUAUCAUUGGACGACUUUUUAGGACUUCCAGUUCAACCAUCCCAACCACAACCAUCCAUUCCUCAAAACAGUUAUGCUCAACAACAACCAACUCACUACAAUCCAAAUCAACAACAACAAUUCAAUAAUCCACCACCUUCAUAUGAAUAUAGUAAUAAUCCAUAUGCUGAUACAAUGGAAAGAGAAUUUUCAAGACUCAAUGCUCCACAACAACAGCCUCAACAACCAAACAACAACACCAUGUAUCCAAAUGUUGGAUAUAACCCUUAUUCAUCCUCAUCAGAUCAAAUCGAUCCGAAUGAUCCUUUCGGCGUUUCUAAACAACAAUCUCAACCUCAAGAAGGUGGUUUUGCUGCUUUAGCCCAUAGAAAGAAGAAUUAA